GUACAAUAAUUAUUCAUUUUAUUUUAUUGAGAGUAUUAAUACAAAUUUGACAUUUUAUUGAGUAUUGUUUUUUUCUUCAAUAUAGUGCGUAACUAUGGGUCGUGAAUAUAAAAUAUGAAGACACGAGCAGAUAGAUACUAAGCCAGGUAGGAGUCACAAUAUUGUAACUAAACGAAUCUUCCUCUAAUAAAGGAGGAUACAGACACAACAUAUAAGAGAUAGAUAGAUACAGACAUACAGAGACAAUAAACGCAGGUGUAGACACUAUUCUGUACAAAGAGUCACACAAGACGCAUUCUGAAGAUAACGUUUAUGAAAAAGAUGAAUAUGGUGGAGGAUACAGUGAUUAAUCAAACUUAUACCACAGAGACAGCUACUAGACAACAUGAUGAUGAUCAUCACAUGGAAACACAUACUGUUGUUGAAUGUCAUAAAUGUGAUGUUUGUUCUGAAGAAUUUACUCGAAGUAUUUACUUAAAGAGGCACAUGAAAACCCAUACUGGUAAACAAUGUCAUAAAUGUGAUGUAUGUGCUAAAGAAUUUACUCAAAAAAAUUACCUAAAGAGUCACAUGAGAACACAUACUGGUGAACAAUGCCAUAAAUGCGAAGUUUGUGAGAAAGAAUUUACUCGAAGAAGUUACCUAACGUAUCACAUGAAAAUACAUUCAUGUACUGGUUCACAAUGUUAUAAAUGCACAUUUUGUUCCAAAGAAUUUACUGUAAAAAAUUACCUAACGAGACACAUGAAAACACAUACUAGUGAAAAAUUGCAUAAAUGUGAGGUAUGUGCUAAAGCAUUUCGUCAAAGUCUUUAUUUGAAGAGACACAUCAGAACACAUACUGGAGAUAAAUCUUAUACGUGUAGUAUUUGUACGAAAAGUUUUUCUUGGCUGCAACAUUUACAGUAUCACAUGCGCACACAUACAGGUGAUAAACCUUAUGCAUGUAAUGUAUGUGAUAAACGGUUUAGUCUUAAUCAUAAUUUGCAAAUUCAUAUGCUAACACAUUCAGGUGAUAAACCUCAUGCAUGUGAUGUAUGUGAUAAACGGUUUAGUCUUAAUCGUAAUUUGCAAACUCAUAUGAACACACAUACAGGUGAUAAACCCCAUGUCUGCAAUGUAUGUGAUAAACGGUUUAGUCUUAAUCGUCAUUUGCAAACUCAUAUGAACACACAUACAGUUGAUAAACCCCAUGUCUGCAAUGUAUGUGGUAAAGGGUUUAGUCAGCAUAGUAGUAUACGAUUUCACAUGAGAACACAUACAGGGGAUAAACCCCAUAACUGUGAUGUAUGUGGUAAAGGUUUUAGUCGCCUUCAUAUUUUACAGACUCACAUGAGAACACACACAGGCGAAAAACCCCAUGAGUGUGACGUAUGCGGUAAACGGUUCAGUCACCUUCAUUCUUUAGAGGAUCACAUGAGAAUACACACAGGUGAAAAACCUCAUGAGUGUGACGUAUGCGGUAAAGGAUUCAGUCGACCUGGCGAUUUACAGAGUCACAUGAGAAUACACACAGGUGAUUAACUCCGUUUCUGUGAUGUUUAUGAUAAAGCCUUUACCUGGCCUUGUAGUUUUAUCUUGAAAAGAAGACAGGGGAGGAUACAACAGACAACUUUUCACGAGGAGAACAAAAUAGAAAUCUUGGUAUGGGGCGAUCAUAAUAGAAUAUUUAUCACGAUGAGAACACAUUAGAAAGCGUUUCACAGGGAGAACAAUUGAAAAUUUACAGAAUCAUGGGGAGAUCACAACAGAAACCUUAUCACAGGGAAAUAACAAUAGAAAACUUAUCAUGAGGAUAACAUAAUAUAAAACUUGUCAUGGGGAGAACACAAUAGAAAACUUUUCACGAUGAUAACAAAAAUGAAAACUUAUCAUGGGGGAACGCAACAAAAAUACUUAUCAUGGGGGAACGCAACCAAAAAACUUAUCAUGGGGAAAACAUAACAGAAAACUUAUCACGGGUAGAACACGACAAAAAAACUUAUCAUGGAGAAAACAUAACAUAAAAAUUUUCACGAUGAUAACAAAAAUGAAAAACUUAUCAUGGGGGAACGCAACCAAGAAAAAUUAUUAUGGGAAAACAUAAUAUAAUACUAUCACGGGGAGAACACAACAUAAAACUUAUCAUGGAAGAACACAAUAGAAAAUAUAUCACAGGGGGACUAUUAUAGAAAACUUUUCACUGCAAGAAAACAAUAGAAAUCUUAUUGUAGAACACAAUAGAAAACGUGUCACGGGAAGAAUACAACAGAAAACCUAUUAUGGAGAGAACACAAUAGAAAAACAUAUCACGGGGAGAAAAUUAAAGAACACAAUAGAAAACGUAUCAUGGGAGAACACAAUAGAAAACGUGCCACAGGGAGAUCAUAAUAUAAAACUUUUCACGGGGAUAUCACAAUAGAAAACUUACCAUGGGAGAUCACAUUGAAAAACUGCCACAGGGAGAACACAAUAGAAAACUUACCAUGGGAGAUCACAUUGAAAACCUGCCACAGGGAGAACACAAUAGAAAACUUACCAUGGGAGAUCACAUAGAAAACGUACUACAGGGAGAACACAAUAGAAAACUUACCAUGGGAGAUCAAAUAGAAAACGUACCACAGGGAGAACACAAUAGAAAACUUAGCAUGGGGAGAACACAAUAGAAAACUUAUCAUGAGGAGAACUCAACAGAAAACUUAUCAUGGGAGAACUAAAUAGAAAACUUACCAUUGGGAGAACAUAAUCAUGAUAAUAGAAAAACGUAUCACGUAGGGAACACAAUAAAAUAAAGGUGCCAUAAUGAGAAAAAAAUAUGAAAACUUAGCACGAAGAGAACACAAUAGAAAACUUAUCACGGGGAGGAGAAUGGAUGAAAACUUAUAACGGGAAGAAGAAUUGAUAAAAUCUUAUCACGGGAAAAUGAAAGGAUGAAAACUUAUCACGUGAAGAUGAAUGGAUUUAAACUUGUCACGGGAAGAAGAAUGGAUUUAAACUUAUCACGGGAAGAAGAAUGAAUAAUAACUAAUCACGGGAAGAAGAAUGGAUGAAAACUUAUCACGGGAAGAUGAAUGGAUUUAAGCUUGUCACGGGAAGAAGAAUGGAUUUAAACUUAUCACGGGAAGACGAAUAGAUGAAAACUUAUCACGGAAAAAAGAAUGGACGAAAACUUAGCGCGGGAAGAAGGAUGGAUGAAAACUUAUCACGGGAAUAUGAAUGGAUUUAAACUUGUCCCGGGAAGAAGAAUGGAUGAAAACUUAUCACGGGAAGAUGAAUGGAUGAAAACUAAUCACGGGAAGAAGAAUGAAUGAAAAUUUAUCACGGGAAGAUGAAUGGAUGAAAAUUUAUUACGGAAAGAAGAGAGGAUGAAAACUUAGCACGGGAUUGGAAGAAGAAUGGAUGAAAUCUUAUCACGGGGAGAAGAAUGGAUGAAAACUUAUCACGGGAAGAAGAAUGGAUGAAAUCUUAUCACGGGGAGAAGAAUGGAUGAAAACUUAUCACGUGAAAAAGAAUGGAUUAAAACUUAUCACUGGAAGAGUUAAAUAAUACUUGAUAUGAGGAGAAGAGUAGAACAUUAAAACAUAUAAAUCACGAGGGAAACAAAGUUUUAAAAAAAGGACGAAACUAAAUGAGAAGAACAUCAUUCACCAUAUUACAAUAAGAAUAAGAGUAAGACAGACAACAUAACACUAGGAGAAACGACAGAACAGAAAACAUUUAUCACGAGGAGAAAAACCGUAUGACAUGAAAACUGAACGCGUGGAGAAAAUAGUAGAACAGGAGACACUUAUCACAAGUUAAAGUAAAGACUUGGUAACAGGAAAAACGUAUUCAGAAGGGGAUAUUAGUAUAGUAUGACACUUACAACAGUAGAACAGGAGUAACUUAUCUUCGGUACCUGCAAUCGCGAGGAAAAGAACAGAAAUUUAAGUCACCACAAGAAAAAAACAUGGAACAGGGAAACCAUCUCGAGGAGAAGAACAGAAGAAGAACUGUCACAGUUGACACUAUUUCAUCGUUUUUUUUUGUUUGUAGUGUAAAUAGGGUUAUGUCGUAUUUUCUACAUGUAAGUAAAGUUUGAAUCAAUAACUUGUAUGUAUAAUGAUAGAGGG
Molecule: messenger RNA, 4091 nt
Organism: Mytilus trossulus (common blue mussel)
Lineage: Eukaryota; Metazoa; Mollusca; Bivalvia; Mytilida; Mytilidae
Product: zinc finger protein OZF-like
Exons: 2
Coding region: 313-1524 (403 amino acids)
Biological process (GO): regulation of transcription by RNA polymerase II
Cellular component (GO): nucleoplasm
Molecular function (GO): DNA-binding transcription repressor activity, RNA polymerase II-specific; RNA polymerase II cis-regulatory region sequence-specific DNA binding
Source: RefSeq, a predicted model, not a curated record